AUGCGGAAAGCAAAUUAUUCCAAGACGGAUGCAGUUAUAAAUGGGUAUCUAACACUUUCAAUUGCUGUCAUUAUUUCAGACAUGUUAUCUCGUUUUCAGGAGAACCAUGCCGCAGAGACCCUUCCCCCGGCUAGUGGGCGACCUCUCCAGCCAGCUCUGAUUGAGGACAAGGCAGUCACACCCGCAGCGAGCCCUCCCAGAAACCGGGCUGGCCUGGCCUUAGGAAGGGGUAUGGCCCUGACAGCUAUGAGGCAGGAGCACACCUGGGCUCUCCAACUCCCUGCAGCCCUCUCCCAUGCCUUCUCUAAGCCGAUGGCAGCCAAAGCAGAGUUCCUUGGUGCGCAGUUCCUAGCCAAUCGAAACCCAGCGCCACAAAAUGAGAGCCCAGUGAGCCGGCCGCGCCCUCGCCCAGCCUUCUCCCACGCCCACCAUGAACCAGUUGGAGGGCUCCGCGGAGGUGGAGGUGCCCGACGAGGCGGCCGCAGGGGAGGUGAACGAGUCGGUGGAGGCCGACCUGGAGCGCCCCGAGCUUACCGCCAGGAGGCCCUGGGCGCGCGGCUGCACCACUACGACGAGCGCUCGGACGGCGAGUCGGACAGCCCCGAGAAGGAGGCCGAGUUCGCGCCCUACCCGCGCAUGGACAGCUACGAGCAGGAGGAGGACAUCGACCAGAUCGUGGCCGAGGUGAAGCAGAGCAUGAGCUCGCAGAGCCUGGACAAGGCGGACGAGGACAUGCCCGAGGCCGAGCAGGACCUGGAGCGUGCCCCCACCCCGGGCGAGGGUCGCCCGGACAGCCCGGGGCUGCAGGAGCCGGUGGGGCAGCCGCGGGCAGCCGGCCCCGCGGGCAGCGGCGAAGGACAGCGGUACAGCAAGGAGAAAAGGGACGCCAUCUCGCUGGCCAUCAAGGACAUCAAGGAGGCCAUCGAAGAGGUGAAGACCAGGACCAUCCGUUCGCCUUACACUCCCGACGAGCCCAAAGAGCCCAUCUGGGUCAUGCGCCAAGACAUUAGCCCCACCAGGGACUGUGACGACCAGAGGCCAGUGGACGGAGAUUCUCCAUCUCCUGGCAGUUCCUCACCUUUGGGCGCAGAGUCGUCAAGUACACCCCUUCAUCCCGGUGACCCCGCGGAAGCCUCCACAAACAAAGAGUCAAGAAAAAGCUUGGCUUCAUUCCCAACCUAUGUUGAAGUUCCUGGACCUUGUGACCCUGAAGACUUGAUCGAUGGAAUCAUUUUUGCCGCCAAUUACCUUGGCUCCACCCAGCUGCUCUCAGACAAAACUCCCUCCAAAAACGUGCGCAUGAUGCAGGCCCAGGAGGCAGUAAGCAGAAUCAAGAUGGCCCAGAAAUUAGCCAAAAGCAGGAAGAAGGCUCCUGAAGGGGAAUCUCAGCCCAUGACUGAGGUGGAUCUCUUCAUCUCUACCCAGAGAAUUAAAGUAUUGAAUGCUGACACACAGGAGACAAUGAUGGACCACCCUCUGAGGACCAUUUCCUACAUUGCAGACAUCGGGAAUAUUGUUGUGCUGAUGGCCCGCCGGCGGAUGCCCCGCUCGAACUCCCAGGAGAAUGUGGAGGCUUCCCACCCAUCGCAGGAUGGGAAGAGGCAGUACAAGAUGAUCUGCCACGUCUUUGAGUCGGAGGACGCCCAGCUGAUUGCACAGUCCAUAGGGCAGGCCUUCAGCGUUGCAUACCAGGAAUUCCUCAGAGCCAACGGGAUUAACCCGGAAGACCUCAGCCAGAAGGAGUAUAGUGACCUGCUCAACACCCAGGACAUGUACAACGACGACCUGAUCCACUUCUCCAAGUCGGAAAACUGCAAAGAUGUUUUCAUAGAGAAGCAGAAAGGAGAAAUCUUGGGAGUUGUGAUUGUGGAGUCCGGCUGGGGAUCCAUCCUGCCAACCGUGAUCAUAGCCAACAUGAUGCACGGUGGCCCCGCAGAGAAGUCGGGGAAGCUGAAUAUCGGGGACCAGAUUAUGUCCAUUAACGGCACCAGCCUGGUGGGCCUGCCCCUGUCCACCUGCCAGAGCAUUAUUAAGGGCUUAAAGAAUCAGUCCCGAGUCAAGCUGAAUAUUGUGAGAUGUCCUCCGGUGACCACGGUGUUAAUCAGAAGGCCAGACCUCCGCUACCAACUGGGUUUCAGUGUCCAAAACGGAAUUAUCUGCAGCCUCAUGCGAGGAGGAAUAGCCGAGAGAGGCGGCGUCCGAGUGGGACAUCGUAUCAUAGAAAUCAACGGACAGAGCGUGGUGGCCACCCCCCACGAGAAGAUCGUCCACAUCCUCUCCAAUGCUGUGGGGGAGAUCCACAUGAAGACGAUGCCAGCUGCCAUGUACAGACUGCUGACGGCCCAGGAGCAGCCUGUUUACAUCUGAGCCUGCGCCUCAUGCUCCUCCGCAGCGGCAUGCAUGGAGGGCUCUCCUCGUCGUGGUUGUGUUUCUCGUGCUGCAUCUGUGUGUCCACCAAGACAUUUACCUCCCCGCCCAGCAUCUGGUCUCACACAGGAAGAGAAGCAUCCGCAAGGACCUCUCUGCUCUCUGUCUCUUUCCCGCUUUUUUUUCCCCCUUUGAUACCAAGGAAGUUUCCUGUGCGCCUUCUUGAGGAUGGAGAACAGCGAGCGUCCACCUGGGAUCUCCCCAAAACCAUCCUGGAGGUCCUUCGGGGGUCCUGAGCUGGCUGUCAUUGCCAAAGGGAGGUCAUCUCUCCCCAGGAGGCUCAGACCUCAUAGAAGGAGCUCCCAUGGGCAGCGCAGAAGCUGACUUAGCAGUGCCUAAAUCCAGUUGCUCACCUGUGCUCCCCUGGAGUCAUUUGAUGCGAAUGUGGUAGCGAGGGCGCCAGCCCCUCAUCACAGAGGAACACGCACUGCCCAUCGUGGAGUGUGGGGCCCUGGACACUGUUUCCACCCAGAAUUUCUCAGCCACCUUAAACCUCUUCCAUGGCUGCUUUCAGUUUUAACAUGUUUGUGUUCCCACAUGGGCCUUCUCAGCCAAAGCUAAAAAGGGAAAUGCUGGCCUCAGAUGAGGCUACCAGAGCACUGCUGAGAGCCCUUGAUUCACAGGCACGUGAAGCCUCACCAGGUUGUCUGGAAGUUACCAACCAGCAGACGGCCACAGGCACAGCUGCCUCUGUCAUGCACACACAUACAGAGUCUCACUCGUGUGUCACCCCUUUGUCCCACCUGCAGUGAGGCAAGGCCCAUAGCACCUCCCCGGAGAUCCCUUGCCCUGGCCAGCAGUGAGGCUGCAGAGCCCAGUCAGCCUUGUCCUGAGAGGGACGCUCACGCUGGCUGAAGCCUGGGCCUCCCAACACCACCUCGACUUGGAGUGUUCCCCUAGAAGCCAGUGAUGUGGGGGUUCCCGGUACCAUGUUUCCUGUCCUGAGUGGAGACCAUCCUCCUUUUCUGCUGUGAGGGCACUAGAUGGAUAGGCUUGAAAGGCCAGAACAGUCCCUAAGGCAUGAAACUAAGGGGACAGUCAUGACCUCAGGUGAUGCCUAGGUGUCCCCAAAUGUGUUCCAGGAACAUCAGCUUACUGCCUCGUGGGUCUGAGUUUCCAGAUGCUGUGGGACAUUAAGUUUCCAUGAGGUGCGUCACAUUUAUGAUUCCAUCUCAGUUCAGUGCAGGUGUUUUAGUAAUAUUAUUCUGAGCCACUUUUCACUUUUUCUUGGUCCAAAGAGCAUCAUGUGAGGUAUGGUGUUUUUUUUUUUUUUUAUUGUUGUCUUUGUUGUUUUGUUUCAAUCAUGACCUCAGUAGAAACAGGGGAAGAAAAAUUAAUAUAUUUUGUAAUAUUAAUAUAGUCCCUGUUCUCUGCAUUUGCGAUAUUUAUGUUAUGUCUGUAGAAACAGAAAUUCAUUGAGCAAAUGUUGGGUAGGAUAUAUUUAUAAUAGAGAAUGGAGGGAUUUACAGGAAAGAUAAAAGUGAAUAUAACAAGAUUAGGAACAAUGAGACUUCAGCCCCAGAGUGAUGCGGCCAUUACCCUGGGAUCUCUGUAUCUUCAGAGUUUUCUGCACAGAAUCAGAAAAGUCAAGUGCUUGAAAGGAAUUAGCAGCUAAACUCUCAUUUUGGCCACAGUACAAUAAGCUCCGAUGAAGACAGGCUGCCGGCUGCCCAGAUGUCCUGAGAAAGGAAAGGGCAGCUGCUCCCACAGAGAACUGUAUGGAGGGGAGCCAGGACCCCAGCACGUGUUUGAAGGGUGCUUGACAAGUGACCAGCCCAAGGCCAACCCACCACCGACAGGAGGCGCAGGAACUAUGCCCUAGGUUCUGUAUUUGCUUUUCCUGAGUAACCCAACUACAGCUGGCCUAAUAUCAGAAAUAAAUACUGAGGAGUCAUCACCCCAUCUCUCCUCUACCAAGAGAGAGGAAUAACAUCAUACAGGUGGCAUCUCAGGCAGCAGGAGCUUCCAAAAAUCACUUGGACUCAUGCCUGCCUGCUCCCAGGUGGCUACUCGGGCCCAGGCCCAAGGCCUGAACGGGACCGCAUAGGAUGCCAGAGAUCAGCCUGGGGACAGGAACCACACAAGCAUAUCCCACUACAAUUCCACAUGAUUAGUUACGCAUCUCUGCCCCAGGGAGAGAGAAGCAGCUUUCCAUUCCUGUUGCACAAAAACCUUGGAAAUUUUGAGAAGGGCUGCAAAGCCAACUUCCUAAGCUCUCCUAGAGUAAAUUGUUGCUAAAGUGGCUCCUCACUCCCACAGGGAAGGCUGUUGGAGCUUGGAAAAGGCUCACCUGGCUGCAGCAUUUUCUCUUCAGCUAACAUUGGUUAACCUCAGAAUUGGGCUCUCAGGUGUUCGUCACUCCAUGUCCCAAAGUCCCCAGUGGUGGUCUCUCUACCAUUUGACAUCCGCACAUAUAUAUAUAGUUACAUAUGUAAAUAGCUCAACACCCUGCAUCAUGGGGAAGACUGUAUAGAGCAUCCUUUCCCCGAACUGCAAGGCACAAAUCCACUCUGGCCACUCAGCUGGGACAGGCUCCCAGAUCUGCCUCUGCCUUCUCCAGUGGGAGCAUUUCAGGGAGCCACCAUCAGCCUUGGGUCGAUGAGAGGAAGACACCCCAAAGACCAGUACCAGGAGCCCCCUUCCCACGAGACUUCUCCUGCCGGAAGCAGCUCCUCGGGGUGGAGCACAUCCUGGGGCUCUGCGCCCUGCACUGGGGCUGCUUUCCGGGCCCUGCACAUCAACACCGGCCUUCAGGGAGCCCAGAGUAACCUACUACCUCCCCCAUUGCUUCUCCUUUUCCCGCAGCCCCAUCCACGCCUGUGUUCCCUGUCCCUCACUUAUGAAAACCCACCCGCACUGCUCGGGUCCCUCCGCCCAGUGGUGUAGCCGUUACCAAUGUUUACAACCAAGAGCCGCCUCUCCCUGAUGCAGCCACACACCUUUGCAAGGCCACUUGUUGGGCUGUUUCACUUCUGUCUGCUCCUUCCCUGGCUGGGGUCCACUUGAACACACGAUUCUGGUUUUAUUUCCCCCCUCCAUUGAGGCAGUGUGUGAGGACCAUGUGCGAAUGAAAUCUCUUGUACAUACUUAGCACAGCACCUAGAGUAUGGACUUGUAGUACCGUUCUGUAAAGAGGGUGCAAUAGAGCUUAACUAAAGCGUUGGGAAAAGUAUAGUAUUGUAUUUGUAACUAUGGUUCUUUGUAUACGCAAACCUCAAUGAUCUCUCUAUAUAAAUACAAAUAAAUAUAUAAAUAAGAUAUAUCUACACGUGAGCCUGGAAUGUUGACACCACACACCCACUGAAUGUAUUUCCUCUGACAGUCUGGUCACCGUCUAGCCUGCCCUCCCCUUCUCCUUACUGUGGCCACAGUCGUCUGGUUUGGGGUUGUGAUGUAUUAAAUGUGCUAUCUCCUUUAUUUAACUGAACGCUAAUGUCUGUAUAAGAGUUGCUGCAACAAUAAACAAGACUUUCACCUCUUG
Molecule: messenger RNA, 5908 nt
Organism: Fukomys damarensis (Damara mole-rat)
Lineage: Eukaryota; Metazoa; Chordata; Mammalia; Rodentia; Bathyergidae
Gene: Apba1
Product: amyloid beta precursor protein binding family A member 1
Exons: 16
Coding region: 1-2367 (788 amino acids)
Biological process (GO): chemical synaptic transmission
Cellular component (GO): cytoplasm; dendritic spine; plasma membrane
Molecular function (GO): protein binding; amyloid-beta binding
Source: RefSeq, a predicted model, not a curated record